AUGGCGAGCAGCAGCAGCCGUUGUCGCCGUUUUGCAAACACCUCGCUUCUUCUCGCCGCAGCGGUCCUCCUCCUCGCCAGCCCUUUCAUUCUCCUCUCUCGGGCACAAAAAUCGUCCGCACCUUUCCCCGUCUAUGCGCCCGCCUUUGCCAGAACCGCCACACGUCUCUACGUCCUCGGAGACCAAAAGACCAUGGUUACCUUCCAUUCGGGCGCCACAGCCUUUGCCUUUCACUAUUCUGUUGCUACCGGUCAAUGGACUCGAGCGAUAGUGCAGGCGACGUACGGAGACACUAUGGGUGUCAACGCGAUGACAGACCCUAACACUGGGUUGGUCUAUCUUGCGGGUGGGUACACGUCCAGCGACCACAACUCGAUGAACGUCUAUAACUUUGUGACGGACACGAUAUCAGGGAGCGCAUUGCCUCCCACAGUUCUUCUGAAUCGUUUGUUUUAUGCCAAUGUCUGGUCACAGAAGCGGAAGAGUAUCCUUUGUUUUGGCGGGUAUAAUUCUUCAAAGGGUGUGAUUCCAGAUCUCAACACCGUAACGGAAUUUGUGCCCUCGACUUCAGUGUGGUCCACAUUGGCCACAUCAGGAAUCGCCCCAGCAAUGCGAGCAGACCAUUGCAUGGCAUCAAAUGAUGAUGGCUCACUUAUGGUGAUCUAUGGAGGAAGGCUGUCCGACCUCACCACAUUCAGUGGCGAAGUCUUUAUUUUUGACACUGUCAGCCAGACCUGGAGACAGGGCUUGACCGGCACUCCUAGAGUUUACGCAGCCUGCACCAUUGCCGGCAACCAGCUCUUGGUCUGGGGAGGACAGAACUCGACAGACUUGGUCGCGCCUGCACCCAUUUUGAUCUACGACCUGAACAACAACGCAUGGAUCACACAGUACACUCCCCCAGCAUCUUAUGUGGCUGCCAGGGCGUCCGAGACUUCCUCGAGCUCACCAAAUGCGACAAGCACGGGCUUACCCUCGAGCAAUAGAUCAUCUUCGAGCAAUGCGGGUGCGAUUGUAGGAGGAGCCGUCGCGGGCGUAGCUGUGCUCUUGAGUACUCAUGAUGAUGAGCUUCAACAGAUGCGGACACAGAUUCAGAACCAGCAGGAGCAAAUGGAGUUACAACAGAGUUUGCUGUUGUUACAGCAACAGCAACAGCAGCUACAGUUGCCGAUCCGACCGCAGCAUCAGUAUCAGGAUGCGACAUAUAAUUACCAACCACCGAUUUUCUAUUCAGCAGCUGGGGGACAAACAGCAAACCCAUUGAUUGCGACGACGACAGGUUCUCCACCACAAGAGUGGGAUACAGCACAUACGUCACCGGAUUCGAUGAAUCUGGUACCGACGAGUGGUUGGUUGGUGCGUGCAGGGUAUGUGGAUGGAGGAAGUAGCUAUGCGAACGCGCAGCAACAGCAUCUUGGGAUCAUGCCUGUGGUGUAUAAUCCGCCGACAACGACUGCAGGACCCUCGGAGGUGACGACGGAGGAAAAAGGCGAGUACGAGAGUAAUUACUGGGAGAGACGUCCACUCGGCAGCCCACAUGCUAUUAUUGAGACGUAG
Gamsiella multidivaricata is the source of this 1557-nucleotide messenger RNA. RefSeq lists its product as uncharacterized. The record is from RefSeq and is a predicted model, not a curated record. Bases 1 to 1557 code for a protein of 518 amino acids. Lineage: Eukaryota; Fungi; Mortierellomycota; Mortierellomycetes; Mortierellales; Mortierellaceae. The transcript has 5 exons. Gene Ontology annotation, molecular function: protein binding.